AUGAGCGCUAGAACAAGAAGGCAAAAAGCAGCUGUGGCUGCCGCGCAGUCGGAUGAGAGCGAGACUCCUGUCAGCAAUGGCACAGCGCAGAAGUCACCGAAGAGAAGCAAGUCGGCAACAGCUGGAAAGGAAGAGAAUGUAUACCUGUUUGCCCCGAAUCUUAUCGGAUACCUACGGGUCGUGUUGGCUAUCGCUUCCCUCUACUAUAUGCCCCUUCAUCCUCGUACCUGUUCCCUCCUGUACAGUGUGUCGUGUUUGCUGGAUGCGUUGGAUGGAUACGCGGCGCGAUAUUUCAGCCAGUCCACCACCUUUGGUGCGGUGCUCGACAUGGUAACCGAUCGCUGUACCACCGCGUGUCUUCUGGUCUUCCUGAGCUCCGCCUGGCCCCGGUGGGCCAUUAUCUUCCAGGGCUUGAUUGCUUUGGACAUGGCAAGCCAUUACAUGCACAUGUAUGCCACCCUCAGCAUGGGAGGCUCAAGCCAGAGUCACAAGAAAGUCGAAGCCAGCAGGAGCUGGAUUUUGUAUCAGUACUACCACAGUAGGACGGUCCUGUUUAUCUGCUGUGCCCUCAACGAGGCUUUCUUCAUUGGUCUCUAUCUUCUUUCUUUCUCCUCCCCCACGCUUUCGCCUUCCCUUCUUCAGCCUGUCCCCGGAAGCCCAGCGCAGCCGGCCCCCACUGGCCUGUUUGAAAGCCCCUGGAGUGCCGGAGCCUUGGAGUUGGCACGGGCCAACAAGAUUGACAGUUUCUGGCCCUGGGUGAUCACCGGAGUCUCGGCUCCUGUCAUGGCACUCAAGCAGAUUAUCAACGUGGUGCAGCUCGUGAAGGCCAGUAAUUGGUUGGUCGAGGGAGACAUUGCCAACCGUAAGGCCUCCUUGCGUGGAAAGAGGCACUAG
This is a messenger RNA of Aspergillus tanneri, 894 nucleotides long. RefSeq names its product CDP-diacylglycerol--inositol 3-phosphatidyltransferase. Gene Ontology annotation, biological process: phosphatidylinositol biosynthetic process. Lineage: Eukaryota; Fungi; Ascomycota; Eurotiomycetes; Eurotiales; Aspergillaceae. The transcript has 3 exons. Gene Ontology annotation, molecular function: CDP-diacylglycerol-inositol 3-phosphatidyltransferase activity. The record is from RefSeq and is a predicted model, not a curated record. The coding region runs from base 1 to 894 and encodes 297 amino acids. Gene Ontology annotation, cellular component: Golgi apparatus; membrane.